Messenger RNA from Elaeis guineensis (African oil palm), 1013 nucleotides. The record is from RefSeq and is a predicted model, not a curated record. NCBI's taxonomy places the organism in Eukaryota, Viridiplantae, Streptophyta, Magnoliopsida, Arecales, Arecaceae.
UAACUCUACUCACCUGAGUCAGCAUCCAGACUUAUUCCGUAUUUUGAAGGCCGAUGCCUAUCCCAUUGCUUUUCCAAGACAUGGCUGUUAGAGUGAAUUGUUAUUUUGCAAAUAUUAUCUUUGGGGCAGUGCUCGGCUUGAUCUGUGAUGAGUAUUCCAUGUUCAGCUUGACUAAAUUGUUCCUUACAGUCCAAUAUAUGUUUCUGAGCAGCUUGGGCUCCUAUGGUUGCUGGAUUUUCUUGCUCUUGCUCUCUGCUUAUCAAAUUGCAUUACAUGGUUCUGCUUGGUAGAUUUGCAUUUUCUUUUCAUUACCAGUUGGAUUUUUCAUAUUUCUCAGGACUUCACUUUAUCAAUUUCAGCUGUGGAUGGAAUCAACAUUUUUAACUCAGCCAUUCUCUGUUUUCUUUAUUGAAGUUGAUGCAUGUGAAACAAAUCGUUUAUGCAAAUGUUACUUCUCUAGAAGGAAAAUUUAUGUUGUUCAAAAUGUUGUUGAGAAAUCAUUUAAGCUUCUGAUAUUCAUUGUUAUUGCUGAAAACGAGAAAGCUUCUUUGAGUUUCAGGUGCCAGGCUAAACAAAUAGCUUCAGAUGGGAUAGCUCUUUCAUUCUUGUGCAGGUUGUUUUAUAAGCUUAAGGAGCAGCUUCAGGGUUAUUGCGCAAUCUGGAUUGCAACUCUUAACACAAAUUCUGCUCUAUGUACUGCUCCUUGGCUUCUUUCCUCUGUUCAAAAUUUGGAAGGGUGCAAUGCAGUUAAGCUGUGCUUUAAAUCUUCCUAUAUUUUGUAUCAGUCUGGGUUACCGUGCUUCUACCAUUUUCAUCAUUGCUGCUUUCUACAUGUAUAUGUUCCCUAUUUUGGGUUUAGUCUCCUGUUAGCUAUUCAGCUUUUACUUUUCUUUGUUGUACUUGUAAAUCAGCAUUUUGGAUUGUAUAUUCAACUGUUAUGGCGCCCUUUUGGUUGAAGUAAUACUGGUUUGAUCUUUUCAAAAAAAAAAAUGUCAAAUAUAUAAGUAUAUAUA